AUGAAGAUGGAUGAAGGCGCCAACGUCAUGCAUCACUGCAACGAGGUCCUGAACACCGCUGCCAAGCUUAGCAGCAUCGGUGCGAAGAUGGAGGACGAGGACGUCGCAAUUUGCCUGCUGCUCAGCCUCCCUAAGAGUUUUGAGAACGUUGUUCUAAACUUGGAGAUGAGCAGCGCAGAGCUUCGUACCCAAGAUGUGGUGAAGGUGCUCACGAAUGAGCACACCAAGCGCCAAGGGGAGAAGGUGACAACAACAGCGACGAUGGUCAAGACUGAAGAUGCAGCCAAGGCCUUCAACACUGAGCGCGAGCCAUACAAGUGCACCUACUGUGGGAAGGUGGGACACACCGUCGAUCGCUGUUGGUCCAAGCAGAAGAAUGAAAGUCGAGGAGCCCGACGCUGCGGCAAUGGUCGUGGACGUGGGGCAAACAAUGUCCAGUGGGGACAAUAUCGUGAUGAAGGCAGCGACUACGAUCAAGUAGCGUUUGCAGUUUCGCUAGAGUGUGGAAUCUCAGCGAAGAAGGACGUGUCCGGAAUGUGGGCCGUCGUCAGUGGUGCAACACACCACUUAUGCCACGACAAGACCAAGUUUGCAAGACUGAACAAGCGCAACGACGGUGAAAUCUUGGUGGCUGAUGGCAACAACUUCCGCUAUCUACAAGGCACCAAGAUGCACAGAAUCUGCUACAAGCCUAAUGCGAAGUCGACUUUCGUGGCUACUCGGAUGCAGACCGGGCCGGUGACCUCGCUGAUCGCAAGUCGACGUCUGGUUACAUAUUCACGCUGUUGGGUACGCCAGUGA
Peronospora matthiolae is the source of this 801-nucleotide messenger RNA. NCBI's taxonomy places the organism in Eukaryota, Oomycota, Peronosporomycetes, Peronosporales, Peronosporaceae. The record is from the annotation of a GenBank genome assembly.